UUAAUGUGGAUGCUAUUAUCUAAAGUUCUGUAGCUAUGGCACAAGAAUAUAAGAAAGCAUGGGAUUAUGGCAAUCACAGAGUCCCAGAGAUACAAGUUGCAUUCAGUUUUUUUCUGAAAGAAAGCCGUCUAUCAAAGUGAAGCAGAGGAACUCUUGUGGAUUAUAAUGUUUUGAAGGUCUGGAUUUUCAGAGGUUUGAAAAUAAGGCAUUGUUUAACCUUUUAAUUGAAAAAGAUUAAGAUCUCAUGCAACUGAUGUAUUUUCUGGAAGCCAUUCUCCAAAAGGGAAGUGCACAUUUAAAACUUAGGUAUGAUGGUCCUUUCUGCAGGGAUUUAAGUCUGAUUGCUUUUACAUCAUGACCAGCUUGAAACGGUCUCAGACAGAAAGGCCGGUUGCCACUGAAAGGGCGUCUGUUGUGGGCACAGAUGGCACCCCCAAAGUCCACACGGACGACUUCUACAUGCGACGCUUCAGGUCCCAAAACGGCAGCUUAGGGUCAUCAGUCAUGGCUCCUGUAGGCCCCCCCCGAAGUGAAGGUUCUCAUCAUAUAACCUCGACCCCUGGGGUCCCAAAGAUGGGGGUUCGGGCAAGGAUUGCGGAUUGGCCCCCAAGAAAGGAAAAUGUAAAAGAAUCUAGCCGUUCAAGCCAGGAAAUAGAAACCUCAAGUUGCCUUGAGAGCAUGUCCUCCAAAAGCAGUCCUGUGAGUCAGGGAAGUUCUGUAAGCCUCAAUUCCAGUGACUCAGCCAUGUUAAAAAGCAUACAGAACACACUGAAAAACAAGACGAGGCCGUCGGAGAGCAUGGACUCCAGAUUUCUCAUGCCUGAAGCCUACCCCAGCUCCCCCAGGAAAGCUCUGCGCCGGAUACGGCAGCGCAGCAACAGCGAUAUCACCAUAAGUGAACUUGACGUGGAUAGCUUUGAUGAAUGUAUCUCGCCCACCUACAAGACGGGGCCGUCACUGCACAGGGAAUACGGUAGCACAUCUUCAAUCGAUAAGCAGGGAACGUCCGGAGACAGCUUCUUUGACUUGUUAAAGGGCUACAAAGACGACAAGUCUGAUCGAGGUCCCACUCCGACCAAGCUCAGUGACUUUCUCAUCGCCGGUGGGGGCAAGGGCUCUGGUUUCUCCUUGGAUGUCAUAGAUGGGCCCAUCACACAGAGAGAGAACCUCAGGCUGUUUAAGGAAAGGGAAAAACCACUCAAGCGGCGUUCCAAGUCUGAAACCGGAGACUCGUCCAUUUUUCGUAAAUUACGCAAUACCAAAGGUGAAGAACUUGGGAAAUCGUCGGAUCUUGAAGAUAAUCGAUCGGAAGACUCCGUCAGGCCCUGGACGUGCCCAAAGUGCUUUGCCCACUACGACGUCCAGAGUAUAUUAUUUGACUUGAACGAGGCGGUUAUGAACAGGCACAGUGUAAUUAAGAGGAGAAACACCACCACGGGGGCUUCGGCAGCUGCGGUGGCAUCCUUAGUCUCGGGGCCUUUGUCCCACUCGGCCAGUUUUAGCUCCCCGAUGGGCAGCACAGAGGACCUGAACUCCAAAGGAAGCCUCAGCAUGGACCAGGGAGACGAUAAAAGCAAUGAACUUGUAAUGAGCUGUCCGUAUUUUCGGAAUGAGAUCGGUGGAGAAGGGGAAAGGAAAAUCAGCCUGUCCAAAUCAAAUUCUGGUUCCUUUAGUGGAUGUGAAAGUGCCUCCUUUGAGUCUACCCUCAGCUCCCAUUGUACAAACGCAGGAGUGGCAGUACUUGAAGUGCCCAAGGAAAACUUGGUGUUACACCUGGAUCGAGUGAAAAGAUACAUCGUGGAACACGUGGAUCUCGGCGCAUACUAUUACAGGAAGUUUUUCUAUCAGAAGGAACACUGGAACUAUUUUGGGGCAGAUGAGAAUCUUGGUCCGGUGGCUGUGAGCAUUCGAAGGGAAAAACCAGAAGAAACGAAAGAAAAUGGAUCUCCAUACAACUACCGAAUAAUUUUUAGAACUAGUGAGCUCAUGACACUGAGAGGGUCAGUGCUGGAGGAUGCCAUACCCUCAACGGCAAAGCACUCGACGGCCCGGGGACUGCCCCUGAAGGAAGUGCUGGAGCACGUGAUUCCCGAGCUCAACGUCCAGUGCCUGCGGUUGGCCUUCAACACCCCCAAAGUCACAGAGCAACUCAUGAAACUGGAUGAACAGGGGCUGAACUAUCAGCAGAAAGUAGGCAUCAUGUACUGCAAAGCUGGACAGAGCACGGAAGAAGAGAUGUACAACAAUGAAUCAGCCGGCCCAGCCUUUGAGGAAUUCCUCCAGCUAUUGGGAGAACGCGUUCGGCUCAAAGGAUUUGAGAAGUAUCGUGCGCAGCUUGACACCAAAACUGACUCCACUGGAACCCAUUCUCUGUACACAACAUACAAAGACUAUGAGAUCAUGUUCCAUGUUUCUACCAUGCUGCCAUACACACCUAACAACAAGCAGCAGCUCCUACGGAAGCGGCACAUUGGAAACGAUAUCGUAACAAUUGUUUUCCAAGAGCCUGGAGCACAGCCAUUCAGCCCGAAAAACAUCCGAUCCCACUUUCAGCACGUUUUCGUCAUUGUCAGGGUUCACAACCCCUGCACUGACAGUGUCUGUUACAGUGUGGCCGUCACCAGGUCCAGAGAUGUGCCUUCCUUUGGACCUCCCAUCCCCAAAGGGGUCACUUUCCCUAAGUCAAAUGUGUUCAGGGACUUCCUUUUGGCCAAAGUGAUUAAUGCAGAAAAUGCUGCUCAUAAGUCAGAGAAGUUCCGGGCCAUGGCAACCCGGACACGUCAAGAAUACCUGAAAGAUCUGGCAGAAAAGAAUGUCACCAACACUCCUAUUGACCCGUCCGGCAAGUUUCCGUUCAUCUCUCUGGCCUCCAAGAAGAAAGAAAAGUCUAAGCCAUACCCAGGAGCUGAGCUCAGUAGCAUGGGAGCCAUUGUGUGGGCUGUCCGUGCCAAAGACUACAGCAAGGCUAUGGAGAUAGACUGCCUACUCGGGGUCUCCAAUGAGUUCAUCGUCCUCAUCGAACAGGAAACAAAGAGCGUGGUUUUCAACUGUUCCUGCAGAGAUGUGAUAGGGUGGACCUCAACCGACACCAGCCUCAAAGUCUUCUACGAGCGAGGUGAAUGUGUGUCAGUGGAGAGUUUCAUUAACAACGAGGACAUCAAAGAGAUUGUCAAAAGGCUUCAGUUCGUGUCAAAAGGCUGUGAAUCAGUGGAGAUGACUCUGCGAAGGAAUGGGCUGGGACAGCUUGGCUUCCACGUCAACUACGAGGGCAUCGUGGCAGAUGUGGAGCCCUAUGGCUAUGCCUGGCAGGCAGGGCUGAGGCAGGGCAGCCGGCUGGUGGAGAUCUGCAAGGUGGCGGUGGCCACUCUGAGCCACGAGCAGAUGAUCGAUCUCCUGAGAACAUCUGUCACGGUGAAAGUUGUCAUUAUCCCCCCACAUGAUGACUGCACCCCACGGAGGAGUUGCUCUGAGACCUACCGCAUGCCAGUGAUGGAGUACAAAAUGAACGAAGGGGUUUCCUACGAAUUCAAGUUUCCCUUUCGAAAUAAUAACAAGUGGCAGAGGAAUGCCAACAAGGGGCCUCAUUCACCUCAAGUCCCGUCCCAGGUGCAGAGUCCCAUGAGCUCGAGGCUGAAUGCCGGGAAAGGAGACGGGAAGAUGCCUCCUCCAGAAAGAGCCGCCAACAUUCCUCGAAGCAUCUCCAGUGACGGGCGCCCACUGGAGAGGCGGCUGUCUCCUGGUUCAGACAUCUAUGUGACGGUCUCAUCCAUGGCUUUAGCAAGAUCCCAGCCAUGUCGCAACUCCCCGAGCAAUCUGUCUUCAUCCAGCGAGACUGGCUCUGGCGGGGGCACUUACAGGCAAAAGUCCAUGCCCGAAGGGUUUGGAAUAAGCCGCAGAUCCCCAGCCUCCAUCGACAGGCACAACACCCAGUCAGACAUUGGUGGCAGCGGGAAAUCCACACCCAGCUGGCAGAGAAGUGAGGAUAGCAUUGCCGACCAGAUGGAGCCAACGUGCCACCUCCCAGCAGUAUCAAAGGUACUGCCAGCUUUCCGAGAGAGCCCCGGUGGGAGAUUAAUGCGUCAGGAUCCGGUGGUUCAUUUGUCUCCAAACAAACAAGGGCACUCUGAGAGCCACUACUCCAGCCACUCCAGCAGCAAUACCCUCUCCAGCAACGCAUCAAGUGCCCACAGCGACGAGAAGUGGUACGACGGGGACCGCACCGAAUCCGAGCUGAACAGCUACAACUACUUGCAAGGCACCUCCGCAGACAGCGGCAUCGACACCACUUCCUACGGCCCUAGCCACGGCAGCACGGCCUCCCUGGGGGCGGCCACGUCGUCACCACGCUCAGGGCCGGGCAAGGAGAAAGUGGCCCCCCUGUGGCACAGUUCCAGUGAAGUCAUUUCCAUGGCAGAUCGGACUUUAGAUUCAGAGAGCCACGGCAUGGACCGGAAAACCGAGUCCUCCCUGAGCUUGGACAUCCAUGCCAAGAGCCAGGCCGGCUCAAACCCUCUGACCAGGGAGAACAGCACGUUCAGUAUCAAUGACGCUGCUUCCCACACCAGUACUAUGAGCUCCCGACACUCUGCCAGCCCAGUUGUCUUCACCAGUGCCAGAAGUUCACCAAAAGAAGAACUGCAUCCUGCCACCUCCUCGCAGCUCGUUCCUUCCUUCUCAUCCUCCUCCUCCUCCUCCGGUCCUAGGACUUUCUACCCUCGCCAGGGCGCUACUAGCAAGUACCUAAUUGGAUGGAAGAAACCCGAAGGAACCAUAAACUCUGUGGGAUUUAUGGACACAAGAAAGCGUCAUCAAAGUGAUGGCAAUGAAAUAGCCCACACCAGGCUGCGUGCCUCAACCAGGGACCUCCGGGCAUCCCCAAAGCCAACCUCUAAGUCCACCAUUGAGGAGGAUCUCAAGAAACUCAUCAAUCUGGAAAGCCCAACUCCUGAAUCCCAGAAGAACUUUAAGUUCCACGCGCUCUCCUCUCCUCAGUCUCCCUUUCCCACCACUCCCACCUCAAGGCGGGCCUUGCACAGAACGCUGUCCGAUGAGAGUAUUUACAGCGGCCAGAGGGAGCACUUUUUCACCUCAAGGGCUUCGCUUCUGGACCAAGCCCUGCCCAACGAUGUCCUCUUCAGUAGCACGUACCCUUCUCUCCCCAAGUCUCUUCCGUUGCGGAGGCCUUCUUACACCUUGGGAAUGAAGUCGUUGCACGGAGAGUUCUCGGCCUCGGACAGCUCCCUCAAUGACAUCCAGGAGACCCAAAGGCCGCCCAUGCCCGACCCCGGCCUGAUGCCCCUGCCCGACGCCGCUGCAGAUUUGGAUUGGUCCAACCUGGUGGACGCUGCCAAGGCGUAUGAGGUCCAGAGAGCCUCGUUCUUUGCUGCUAGUGAUGAAAACCAUCGCCCCCUGAGUGCUGCAUCCAACAAUGACCAGCUUGAAGACCAGGCUCUGGCCCAGAUGAAGUCUUACAGCAGCAGUAAAAAUUCCUCUCCCACUCUGGCUUCUAAAGUGGACCAGCUGGAAGGUAUGCUGAAGAUGCUUCGAGAAGAUCUGAAGAAGGAAAAAGAAGACAAAGCUCACCUUCAGGCAGAGGUUCAGCACUUGCGAGAGGACAACCUGAGGCUGCAGGAGGAGUCCCAGAAUGCCUCCGACAAGCUGAAGAAGUUCACGGAGUGGGUCUUCAACACCAUCGACAUGAGCUAGGCCGGGAGAGGGGGCCGCGGGGGCGCGCGCCCCUUGGUGCCGCCGGUGAAGGCAUCCUCCGAGCUCCCGCCCCAGCUCCCAACUUUGCCCCCUUGAGGGGAGUGCACAACACAACAAUUGCAGAUCAACAAUCAUUAUCUGCCUUUUGUAGAAAAGAAAAAGAAAAAGGUAAAUAAAAAUUUUAAAAAGUAAAAUAAAAGUUUAACUGCUAAAAUGUGAA
Eubalaena glacialis (North Atlantic right whale) is the source of this 5926-nucleotide messenger RNA. RefSeq names its product signal induced proliferation associated 1 like 1 (gene SIPA1L1). Gene Ontology annotation, molecular function: GTPase activator activity; protein binding. The transcript has 21 exons. The record is from RefSeq and is a predicted model, not a curated record. Bases 355 to 5706 code for a protein of 1783 amino acids. NCBI's taxonomy places the organism in Eukaryota, Metazoa, Chordata, Mammalia, Artiodactyla, Balaenidae. Gene Ontology annotation, biological process: activation of GTPase activity; regulation of small GTPase mediated signal transduction. Gene Ontology annotation, cellular component: cytoplasm.